AAUAAUCUAUAAGCGAUUAACGUCCGCUGUACGCGUCCAAGCGUCUUCCUAAAUCUUUUACAUUAUUUUGCUUUACCAAAAUGUUAUUGAUACUCAGUUUUUCUAGCAUARUUGGUAAAAUAUGAAUUGUAUUUUUCGUUAGAAAAAUAUCGCGGUUUUAAUCGAAACUUAAUUUUUUGAUGUUUAUUAUUUAAUUUGUAAAUAUUACAUUAAAUUAAUCAGCUGUUCUUUAACGUUUUUGUCGAGGACCAUCGGUCACACUUGUGCUUUGAUAAAACUUUCAUUAUACAAAUAUACAAUUUGUAAUUUGUAUACACAAUAUUUUGUUGGCUAAUAGGUUAAAAACUUGGAGAUUCCCGAUAUAUUUUAUAAUUGGUUAGCUCACAAAAACAUGACUGAACAAGUAGAAGUUAAAGAAAACCUAUUAACAAAUGAUCAUGAUACACCAGAAAGAGUGGUUAAGCCUUCUUCAUCAAUACCAAGAUAUCAACAAAAAUCAGACAGCCAGACAAGCAGUCCAAUGUUCUUACGCCCGUCAUUAUUGCCAUCUUCAUCAUCAUUUUCUUUUGAGAUAGGUCAAAGAAAACCGGAUACUCCAAGACCUACUUCUAAGUCUUUCUGUUUAAAUCCAUCUAGAUUAAGUUUAAGCACAUCCACAUCCACUUCAAAAUCUUCAAGUUCUUCCAAUCAAAAAGAUACAGAAACAGAAGAAACACAGACUAAAAAAGAGGUGCCUAUUCCAUCACCGCCAGCUGUGUUUGGUGCUGUUAUUACCAAAAGUCGCACACAAAAACCUGAUGAAAUUUCAUUAGCUAGUGGUUUUAUAUUUGGUCAAAAUCUUCAUGAACGUGUAGAAUUAAAUAAAGAAGCUGAUUCAACUUCCGAAGAUGAUAAAAAACCUAACGAUACUCAAGAAGCUGAAGUUUCAUCAUCUUCAAAUGUUAUUUCCCCUUCAUUUGGCAAUCUUAAAAAUGAAGAACCUGAAGAAAAUGGCAGACUAGAUGAAACUGUAGAAGAAUCUAAAAGAAGGUUAGUGGAAGCUGCUAAAGAAUACGAAGAAUCACGUGCAACUAAACGAAAAUAUGAUGAAGUUGAUUGUAUGACUGGAGAAGAAAAUGAUGUCAACGUAUUCCAGCUAAAUAUAUGUAAAUUAUAUGUGUAUGAUAAUGCUAAAUCUAACUGGGUGGAAAAAGGACGUGGACAAUUACGUGUAAAUGAUAUGGACGGAGGGCAGUCAUCAAGAGUAGUUAUGCGAAACAAUGGAAACCUUAAAGUUAUUUUGAAUACUAAAAUCUGGGCGGACAUGAAAGUUGAAAAAGUUACUGAAAAAAGUGUUAGGCUCACUGCAUUUGAAGAAGAUUCAAUUAAAGUAUUUCUUAUUCUUGGACCUGCAAAAAGUAUUGAUGAAUUUAUACAUGUAUUAUUGACGCGUGUAGAAAGACAUAAAGAAGCAGAUAGAAAAAGAGAUGCAACUACUAGUAAAGAUGAUGAUUCAUUAGAGGGUACACUUGUUUAAUAUGCUGAUAAUAUUUUUUAUCAUAAAUGUCAAUAUAAAUUAUAUUUAUGGUGAAAAAUAUUGUAUUUCAGUUUUUUCCACAAAAUAUAAUGUGUUGUAUUUAUAAAAUUAUAUUUAAGAAUAAUUCAUUUAUAAGCAAUCAUCAAUUUCUCGUAUACCAGAAAAAAAAUACACUAAAAACAUUGUUAAUGACUUAAA
Molecule: messenger RNA, 1714 nt
Organism: Diuraphis noxia (Russian wheat aphid)
Lineage: Eukaryota; Metazoa; Arthropoda; Insecta; Hemiptera; Aphididae
Gene: RanBP3
Product: ran-binding protein 3
Biological process (GO): protein export from nucleus
Source: RefSeq, a predicted model, not a curated record